GUGCCGACGACUUGGAAGCCAUUCAAACCACCUCGACACACUCGAAUCCUCCCCUUUCUAGCCGGACUUUUACGACACUAAAAACCCAACAGAUCAAGAUGGCUGAUUCCGGAUUCACCGACCCCACCGAGGCCGCCGAGCUCAAGAGGAAGCGUACCUUCAAGAAGUACACUUACCGAGGUAUCGAGCUUGACAAGCUCUUGGACUUGAAGAACGAGGAGUUCAUUGACCUCGUCCACGCCCGUGCCAGGAGAAGGUUCCAGCGAGGUCUCAAGCGAAAGCCUCUGGGAUUGAUCAAGAAGCUCCGAAAGGCCAAGAAGGAGGCUGCCCCCAACGAGAAGCCUGCCACCGUCAAGACCCACUUGCGAGACAUGAUCAUUGUCCCUGAGAUGAUCGGUUCCGUCUGUGGUGUUUACAACGGAAAGUCGUUCACCACCGUCGAGAUCAAGCCCGAGAUGACUGGACACUACCUCGGAGAGUUCUCCAUCACCUACAAGCCCGUCGGACACGGUCGUGCCGGUCUCGGUGCCACCGCCGCCAGGUUCAUCCCCCUCAAGUAGACGAGACUCGUUUCGCUUUCUUGAGGUUUGGGUUUGGCUUGGGGGUGUAAUGAAGAUCACGCACGCAGAACGAUAUCCCGAGGACGAAUCGCGUCUAGGCUGCGGGAGCGGUGGAACUUGGAGAGGUCAGAAGAGGACAGCAGGGGUGGGACGUGGAUUCGUACGCUCUUUUCUCACAUUGUAAUCGUCCUCGGCCUUUCAAGCCGUCUUUUGCCCUCCUGUUGGACUGGAUGAGAUGAGUUUUCGCCCCCAA
Messenger RNA from Filobasidium floriforme, 813 nucleotides. RefSeq names its product 40S ribosomal protein S15. Gene Ontology annotation, molecular function: structural constituent of ribosome. The coding region runs from base 99 to 560 and encodes 153 amino acids. Gene Ontology annotation, cellular component: ribosome; cytosolic small ribosomal subunit. NCBI's taxonomy places the organism in Eukaryota, Fungi, Basidiomycota, Tremellomycetes, Filobasidiales, Filobasidiaceae. The transcript is spliced from 4 exons. Gene Ontology annotation, biological process: translation; ribosomal small subunit assembly. The record is from RefSeq and is a predicted model, not a curated record.